UUCUCUGUUUGCAAUACACAGGUCUUGCUGUGUGUAAGCCCUCCCUGGUCACACUGCUGGAACAGACACAAGAGCCUUGGGAUGUGAAGGGACAGGAGUCAGGAACCAUGUACCCAGAGAAUCUUUCUGACUGUAACAACUCAGCAAAAGACUUUGAUCAACAUGCAAAACUUACCAUCCAUCAGUGUGCACACCGCGAAGAGACGUCAGACAAGCAGGAAGACGGUGACGAAUCAGCUUCCGAUCAGCAUCUCAGGGUGCGUACAGGAGACAAGGUCUACAAGUGUAAAGACUGUGGGAAAGCCUUCAAAUACCGCUCAGUCCUCCACCAGCACCACAUAAGUCACACGGCCGCAAGGCCCUACAAAUGUAAAGAGUGCGGCAAAGCCUUCAAGAGAAGCAGAAACCUCGCUCAGCACCAGGUGACUCAUAAGAGAGAGAAGCCACACAAGUGUGAAGAGUGCGGCCGAGCCUUUACCACACUUUCUGUCCUUACACAGCACCGCAUCACCCACACCGGAGAUAAGCCCUACCAGUGUAAAGAAUGCGGCAGAGCCUUUAAAUAUAGCUCGACCCUCACUCAGCACGAAGUCAUUCAUACUGAAGCCAAACCGUACAGAUGUCAGGAAUGUGGCAAAGCCUUCAAGAGAAGCCACACGCUCAGUCAGCACCAGGUGACUCACAGAGGAGAGAAACCGCACAAGUGCGAAGAAUGUGGGAAGGCCUUCAGCAAGCAUUCGUCUCUUACCCAGCACCAGGUCAUCCACACCGGAGAGAAGCCGUAUCAGUGCAGAGAGUGCGGGAAGGCCUUCAAGUAUCAGUCAACCCUUACCCGACACCAGAUUGUUCACACGGGCGCGAAGCCCUACAAAUGUCCGGAAUGCGGCAAGGCCUUCAAUAACAGCUCCACCCUUAGUCGGCACCAGAUAAUCCACACGGGAGAGAAGCCCUACAAAUGUCAGGAGUGCGGCAGGGCCUUUUACUGCUCCUCCUUCUUGAUCCAGCACAUGAAGAUUCACUUCGAGGAGAUGCCCUACAGAUGUAAAGAGUGUGGUAAGCCCUUCCGGCUUUCCUCCCAGCUUAUCCGACACCAGAGGAUCCACACUGGGGAGGAGCCCUACAUCUGCAAAGAGUGUGGCAAAACCUUCAAGUAUCAGUCAAACCUUACCCGUCACCAGAUACUUCACACCGGCGCGAAGCCCUACAAAUGUCCGGAAUGCGGCAAGGCCUUCAAUAACAGUUCCACGCUUACAAGACACCAGAUAAUCCACACGGGAGAGAAGCCCUACAAGUGUCAGGAGUGUGGCAGGGCCUUUUACUGCUCCUCCUACUUGAUCCAGCACAUGAAGAUUCAUUUCGAAGAGAUUCCCUACAGAUGUAAAGAGUGUGGUAAGCCCUUUAAGUGUUCUUCCCAGCUUAUCCGACACCAGAGGAUCCACAGCGGAGAGAAACCCUAUAUAUGUAAGGAAUGUGGCAAGGCCUUCAACUGUACCUCAUACCUUACCAAGCAUCAGAGGACCCACACCGGGGAGAAGCCCUACGUGUGUCAGGAGUGCGGCAAGGCCUUCAACUGUUCUUCCUAUCUCUCCAAACAUCAGAGAAUUCAUCUUGGAGACAGACUCUAUAAAUGUAAGGAGUGUGGCAAAGCCUAUUACUUUUCCUCCCAGCUUAAUCGGCAUCAGAGAAUUCACACCGGGGAGAAACCCUAUGUGUGUCAGGAGUGUGGCAAGGCCUUCAACUGUUCUUCCUACCUUCAGAAGCAUCAGCGAAUCCACAUUGUAGAAAAGCCCUAUGUGUGUAAGGAGUGCGGCAAGGCUUUUAACUGUUCCUCAUACCUUACUAAACACCAGAGGGUCCACACUGGAGACAGGUCCUACAAGUGUAGGGAGUGCGGCAAGGCCUACUACUUUUCCUCACAGCUCACGCGACAUCAGAGGACUCAUACCAGAGAGAAACCCUAUCGAUGUAAAGAAUGUGGCAAGGCCUUCAUUACUUCCUCCAGCCUUAAGCGACACCAGGAGACUCACACACUCUUGAAACCAAGCCACGUCUAGAAUUGGUGUAUGUGUAUAUGUGUAGAAGCGACGCCUUAAUGGGAAGAGAGUUGUUCUAGGUGUUUCAUAAAGGACAAAAACUCGUUCAUGCACUUACUGUCUUUAAAAACUGCUGAAUCUUCCGUUUGCACCAAGAGGCCCAUAUAUAAGCAGAGACAAUGCAGGUGUAAGGGAUGCGGCAAAACCUUUAAAAGGUGCGUGGCGCUGUUUCAGAACUGUUACAGAUGUGAUAAUGUGGCCUGGCCUUUGAUCAAAGCCCUUCUUUGUUGGACAGUAGCAAAUUCCUAUUGGAAAGAGUAUUAUUGUCCUAUGUCUAACCCCUAGAACGGUCCAAUACUAUACUGUAAAGCCCCUCAUAAAAUGAAAAGAUUAAUAUAGCUUUCACUAAUACCUCAGCAAAUC
Messenger RNA from Rattus rattus (black rat), 2456 nucleotides. Its product is annotated as zinc finger protein 11. NCBI's taxonomy places the organism in Eukaryota, Metazoa, Chordata, Mammalia, Rodentia, Muridae. The transcript has 2 exons. The coding region runs from base 108 to 2054 and encodes 648 amino acids. The record is from RefSeq and is a predicted model, not a curated record.